AAUUUCCUAUGACUUCAGGUUGGUUCUGUUUUAUGCGCCGGUGCCACGGCCAUUACUCUUCCUUCUGCCAUGUCUAUUCUACCUCCAGUAAUACUUCCUUUGUGACUAAGACUAUAUAACUGUACUUCCUUGAGUGAUACGCUAAUGCAAUAGGUUCCUUACUGAGGUAUCAUUUAUAAAUAUUCUCUCAGGUGUUGUGUUUACUGUUACGUCAGUGUCGGUCCGCGUGGGCGUGUACGUCUACGGAAUAAGUUAACACCCUGAGGCAAGUGUCAGGAACGGAAAAGAAGGACCCUUCCGUAGUGGCUCUUGGGAAUGUUGGCUGGGUGUAUGUCUAGUACGACGUGCAAUAAAUUGCAACCGUCUGUGUCCACUAACGAGAAUAGUGCGUCGAUGCGUAAAUUCGUGUUCUCAGUGCGUGACGGUUAUAGUAUAUACACGCAUCACAAAUGCAAAAAAAUAAGCUUAGAAACUGAGUCAACAGACGGAAAUGGAUCUUCAUUCCAUACAGGAAAUUUGAUGUAUCUUUUACAAAGAUACUCAGCUCCUUUGGUAACAAUUGCCACUCGUCCACUUACUAAAUCCAUUACUUCCACGGCUCCCGGAUUCAUCAUAUUUGCCUCAUCGUGAAACAUGCGAAGCAUCAUGCCAAAAUGACUCGGCCGCGCCCUGGACUAACGUGGUCAACACUGCCAAGAAGGUCAUCCUGCUCGUUCCACGAAUUCCUACACUGACGACCCCUGCCACUGUUAACGAACCUUCACGCUCCGAUUUUGUGUCAAAGUACCUUCUCCUCUCUAUUCGGCUCCUUUUAAUACAGGUGAAAGUCCUCUAUUGAGAGUCAUGAACCUCACUCUCGUAACGUUGCCAGACAUGCGUUCCACUAGCUAUACGUAAAUACCAUAUACAAUAAGUUAAAAUCUUUUAAUCAAAGUCUCCUUAAUUAAUAUAUUCUUCAUGUAUCAUACAAGUGCACCCUGGCGUUACGACCAUUAUACAAGCAUUCUAAAUAAACGUGGAUACCGGCGCCAGGGUGACUGCAGCGGAAAAUCAAUAGUAACUCUGUAUACGUGUGGCCCGUCUUACCUUGGCGAUAGAAGAGAACGCUGAUGUCCUGUACAUAUAUUUUUUUGGAGAGUUGUCACAAAUUUUUUUUGUAAUUAACCUUCUACACUAGCUCAACUGUAGGUUGCUUAAAAUAUGUGUAUAUCUGUAUUACGUAUAACUGGAACACACAAUAUUGUGACGUAGGGCAUUCUCUGUAACGAGGGUUUACCAGUAGGGAGAAUGAGGCUUUUAUCCUCACUAGGUGGUCGCUCAAUCGAAUGUUAAUGAUUCGCUGUAUUAUGAUGAACCCUUGUCGUAUCCGUAUACUAUAGUCAAUAGAGCAGUCACUCUAGGUACAGAUAUUCCAUCUUUAUAGUAAAGAAACAUAUUUUCUAAGCUCUACCAGACGCUCUGAAAACUUAACCUUCUAUUAUGAUAUGACUACCCCUUUUAACGCGUUCGUGUCAUUCACUUUGUGAUUCAUUUUUAUACGCCCACUAUUUAUGUGGAUCUAAGCGUGUGCCAGAGUAUGCGGUACGUGUACACCCGACCGUGCACUACAUAAAGUAUGACGCCACUUGCGUAAUUGCACUUAAUUCGCCGUAAGUGGCCGGUAGACACUUGGGAAUGUCAUUCAUUCAUUCAUUCAUAUUGUUAAAAAUCGGUCGCGAGACAUGACCGUGAUGUUGAUAAAAAUGAUUUUUAGAACGAGAUCAUUUUUUUUUGUACUUUAAUUUCUAUGCCUCUCGUCGUUUUCUAUACUUUUUAAUUAUAUGGGUCACUCGUUGCAUAUGCAAUUCUCAUGUUUACUCUAUUAUUGACGAACACAAAUAAUAUCGUCACUGAAUCCCGGAUACGUGCCGCAUGAAUGUUUCUAUGUACUGUCGUGGGUAUCAAUUCCCAGUGGGAAGUUUGACUCUGAAUUUAAAUAUAUGUAUCCAGGCAGUUGAAAACGGCUACCCUUACCUUCCGAAAUAUUCAAGCAUAUUCCUAGUAAAACAACAGUACCAUGUAAAUUGGGCUGUUUUUAUGCUGGUAAAUGGUGUUUUUAGCUAUUAGAAUAUGAUCUACCUCAGAAAGUAUUGUUAGACUGUACCGACCAGUAUCGUAUUGUUGUAUGUAUAUCUCUUUGGUCGGGGUCGAGACUAUGUAUUGCGAAAUCAAGAUCCUGUUUACCAUACUGUAUCUUUUAGCUCUCAAAGAGAUUUUAGAAACGAGUUGCACGUUUCUCUCCAUUUUCAGCGAUGAACGAAAAAGCUUGGAAUAUACCUAUAUAUCGCUUGGACUACUGAUGCCGUAUUAGCUUACGCUCGUUUUCCUUGAGAUUAGUUAGUACGUGACUAUUUACUGUGUGACCAGUAGUUAGUACGUAAUGUACAAUAAUUCUGAACUAUACAUAGUGGCGUGAUACCUAGAGAGAUUGAAAGAACUCUCUGGUACUUUAUAACGGUAUUUGAUCUUCGUUUGACUCUUUGGAUACUGAGUAACGUGCAUACUAUUGCAUCUGUAGCUUUAAUGCUUAUUAUGAGGUAUUAUCAACAAUUUAUGGAGUAAUCGAUGCGAUUGUGGGUUCCCGAAGUGAAUAUAUUCACAAAUCCAAGAGAAAAUGUUGAAUUUUUUUUUUAUCAGACAACAACUAAA
Cephus cinctus (wheat stem sawfly) is the source of this 2688-nucleotide messenger RNA. RefSeq lists its product as uncharacterized. Lineage: Eukaryota; Metazoa; Arthropoda; Insecta; Hymenoptera; Cephidae. The record is from RefSeq and is a predicted model, not a curated record. The transcript has 3 exons. The coding region runs from base 316 to 630 and encodes 104 amino acids.